UCAACUGUUUUGUUUGUGUAGUGACAGAGAAAUAAGUGUCAUUGGAGACGUUCGCAUGCAUGCACCAUUUUUGUGGAUAUUUACAAUACAGUUUUCUUCCGCUUUUGACUACGCAGAAAAGAUGGGCGAAGUCGAACUUGAUUUGCGACAACCCGCUUUAGAAGAACAGUCUGUCGGUUGGUUGGUGAAGGUUGGUGCUGCGAUGGACAUCUAUAUAGAAAAUGUCAGCGGAAAGAGGAAGACCAUCAUCGAUUCGAUAUUCCGUAUGCCUUUGAUUGGCUUAAUGAUUGUCUGUGCGACACUUGGACCGUUCUCGGACAAUCGUCUGUUAGAUCUUCCGCUUAGUCUUAUUCGAAUAUAUUCAUGUUUACUUUGGCUCGUUAACAUCAAAGCAGGACUUCAAACUUUGUUCCCGGCGUACCGAGAUAUGCUGAUGUGCAUCUUAGCAUCUUGGCUAUCGCAAGCUGUUUAUUGGACCCUCAGAAGCAACCUUGAUGGACAAUGUUUUCAAGACAUAUUUGGCAUAAACAUUUCUAAAGAAUCUGUUGAUAGUAAUUUGCCUUUACUAACAGCUUUGGUCUUAAGUUCGUUUCAUUUAAAGUAUUGCUCAAAAUGGGCUGUGUUGUUAAAUGUCUUUCCAAUUGCGGUCAUUUAUUUACCUGUUUUUAAUGAAUCACGUCUUCUUACUGAAAUAUAUUUCUGGAGUACCCAAAGUGUAUACAUUAUGUUUCUUUCCGGUCUUGACGAGUAUUAUGAUGAAGUAGAAAAUGUAAGAUUACAAAAGAUUAUUUCAAAAAUAACACUACAGCUGCAGAAUGAGACGAAUGAGGAAUCAGUAAGAAUAUCUUCUGAAAGGCUGCAUGAGUAUAUCAAUGUAUAUAACCAACGUAAAUCUAAUAUAAAUUCGAUUGUGAUGCAGAGCAUGUUUCAUUGGGUUAACCUUGCCAUCGUCCCUUUCAUAAUACAGUUACUGAUAGUUGUUCUUCUUUCUGAUCUUGAACUUUCUGGCUUCAUACCGUUGUACCGUUGCGUCUCUAAAAGCCCAUUAAACUUUGUUUCCGCUAUUGGGUUAGCGUCUUUAAUUUCAAAACUAUUUGUCUACAGUAUGUAUGUUGUAAUUCGAUUCAUAGGCAUCCAGCCCAGCCAGUUAAAUUUUGACGUAUUACAUUAUUAUAUCGCUUUCGGAUCACUAUCGCUGUUUCACGACACAGACUUCGUUUUUCUAGAUACUUAUUCGAGACAAAGCAUUUUUCCAUUAAUACUUGUUUGUUUUCUAUCUAUAGUGAUUUGCGUUACCAUAGAUAAAGUUGAUGAUGAGAUAAUAGGCAUUGUGAAUGAAGGUGCUAGUGGGAAAAUGUUUAUGUUAUUCCGAAUUUUGACAACUUCGGUAAUACUUAUUGUUGGUUACAUAUACAUCUCAACAACUGUAGCAAACUAUUCAGUGCUAAGUGUAUGGACUUACAUGUUCUUAACCAAAAGCAGCUGUGUUUUAGUGAAAUGUGUAGGCCUUUUUCUGAGCAACAUUUUACUUUUAAUAUCACAUUUUCCGUUUCGUUUCCAAGAUCAUGCGAUGAACAUGUCUGAACAUAUGAGUGUAAUCAAAAUGUGUGCACUUUUUAUAGACAACGCUAUUCACUUUUACACUCGCAUGUUUUGUCCGAUUAUGACUUCAUGGUUCCUGCUCAGACUUCCUAUCAAUCUCAUCGGCUUUGUGGCCACCUUAGUAUUAGCGCAGAAAGACUGGAAAAACUAUUCAUUUCACAGCAAUGUCCGAGCUUUCAUAGAUGGACUACCAGAUAUCUUACAAAAUAAUGAAUGUUUAAUAUGUAGGGCUCCUCUGGAAGUGUGCAAACAAUUACCUUGUCAACACAUGUAUCACGGCGACUGUUUAAAGAGAUGGUUUCGUAAACGAAUUACGUGUCCUUUAUGUAAUGCACAGUUUGAAAUACCACAAGCUCAAACAUUUAUUGGUAAUGUGUUUUCAAACAUAACACAUCGCAUAUUCAGAAGGUGAAUAGGCUAAUAUAAGCAAUGUGCACGUCGGAUCAUUCAUAGGUAAUGAAGUGGAAACAAAUAUUCGAAACAAAAUCGUGAUAAAAAGAUAAAUACUGGAAAUUUUAUUUUAGCUAAAUUGAUUAAAGUAUGCUUUUCUUUGGAGUGUGUUGCAUGUUUGCAUGUCUAGCAAAUGCAAACGAAAAACAAGAUGUAAAAAUGACAAUUUUAAAAGGUAAAUCAUGCUAUUGAUGACGUUGGUGAGUUUUUUAUCAACAAAUUUCCGUAUUUCAACAAAGGGUUGUCCGCAAAACUUAAACCUACAUGAUCUGCGCAUGUGACACAUUGCUUUUUGUAACACGUAACUGUAAAUGCAGCGUAACGACGAAAAAGUUAUUGGGAAAAAAACAUGUUUAAUUGAUACUUAUUUUGAAAUGAUAAUAUAAUAGUGCGAGAUGCCAAAUAAUGAAAAAAUAUAUAUAAAAAGGUAAAAACUGAUACAUUAACCAGAAUUAUCAGAUGCAUAAUUGUCAUGUGUUGCUUUUAAUGUGUAUAUUAUAAUUUAUGUCAUUCAUACAAUAAAGUGACACAUUAAAUAUCGUUUUAUAUUCUAAGAGCUUAAAAAAACUAAAAUUUAUGGCUUUCUUUGGCUGUUUGGCUGUGCUAAGAUUUGCAUUUUUGCUACAUUAUUUCAUGUAUCGUUUGUAUAUUAAUUUUGUAUGAAUUUAUGUUUCAUUUAAUUUUCUAAAAGUAUAGCAUUUUAUGAGUGUAUUCUUAAAAUUAAUUUGUCGUUGCUUUAAUGUGUGUUAAUGGAGUAUUUUAAUUAGUAGAACUUUUGUUGUACGUGAUAUCUGUGUUAGUAAUAGUUCACCCUGACUCUCACUUGCGUUAUAUCAUACGUGUUUACUAUUCGUUUUCAUAUUUAGAUUUCCUUGAUUUUUAAUAUACGGAUAUAAUGAUCAUAUAAGUAUGUUAAUUUUACAUUUUGACCAUAUUUCUGCUUGUGUAGUUGCAAACUUUACCUUUCUUUACAA
This is a messenger RNA of Dreissena polymorpha, 3026 nucleotides long. RefSeq names its product RING finger protein 145-like. The transcript is spliced from 3 exons. Gene Ontology annotation, biological process: ubiquitin-dependent protein catabolic process. The record is from RefSeq and is a predicted model, not a curated record. Bases 56 to 2014 code for a protein of 652 amino acids. NCBI's taxonomy places the organism in Eukaryota, Metazoa, Mollusca, Bivalvia, Myida, Dreissenidae. Gene Ontology annotation, molecular function: ubiquitin protein ligase activity.